UUUUCAUUUCACAUCCAACUCUCUUCUCCUACUUCUUCUCCUUCUGCUUCAGAAAAUCCAGUUCAGCCCCCUCUCUCUCUCUCUUUCUCUGUCUCUGUGCAAAGACGUCACUCACUGCAAACAACAAUUUUCAUGAUUCACCUCUUUCGAGUCGAGUUCGAAAGUGACUAACCUCAGCUCCAUAUCCCAUAUAUAUACACAUACGCUUACACAAUUCCACAAGCCCAGAAAGCUAUUCAACCUCAGAAGCUGCAAAAAAUGCCUUCUAAUCCUCACAAGUCCUCACUCCUGCUCCAUCGGAUCAACACCACCCCAACAAAUUCAACCACCGCUGCCUCCACAUCUGCCUGCCAGACGCGGUGGUCGCCUCUAUCGUGUGCCACCCUGAUCCCAGAAACUGUCGCACGCUAUCAUAACCAUGUUGUAGGUCCUAACCAGUGCUGCUCCUUCGAGGUACAGCAGAUCGCUGCCCCUGUCUCCAUUGUGUGGUCCGUAGUUCGACGAUUCGAUAACCCUCAAGCUUACAAGCACUUCGUGAAGAGUUGUCACGUAAUUGUCGGAGAUGGUAACGUGGGUACCCUCCGAGAGGUCCACGUUGUCUCUGGACUCCCUGCAGCUAAUAGCACGGAGCGACUGGAGAUCCUGGACGACGAACGUCAUGUUAUUAGCUUCAGCGUCGUUGGUGGGGAUCAUCGGCUUGCUAAUUACAGGUCGGUAACAACCCUCCAUCCUUCUCCCGCAGGUAACGGCACCGUACUGGUGGAGUCUUACGUGGUGGAUAUUCCUCCCGGCAACACGAAGGAGGAUACGUGUGUUUUUGUGGACACCAUCGUCCGGUGCAACCUGCAGUCACUGACGCAGAUCGCAGAGAACUUGGCCAGAAACAAUACAUCAUCAUCGUGAGUCAUGUAAUGUAAUAAACACACACAUCAUCGUCUUAUAGAAUAUGAAUUAUCAUAUGUAGAAUAUCCUAGUGUUAAAAAUGAGUUGGCUUUAAUUAUACAGCGUCGUUUUUGUAAGCAUCCGAUGUGAGUUUGCCAAUGAAACUUGAAACAGCUAGUGUUUUUUAUUUUUUUUCUUGUAAUAUUACUUAUUAUUUGUUGUCACUUUAAUUUAUUUGUUUAUUUUUUUUGUCA
Molecule: messenger RNA, 1136 nt
Organism: Manihot esculenta (cassava)
Lineage: Eukaryota; Viridiplantae; Streptophyta; Magnoliopsida; Malpighiales; Euphorbiaceae
Product: abscisic acid receptor PYL4
Exons: 1
Coding region: 259-903 (214 amino acids)
Biological process (GO): abscisic acid-activated signaling pathway
Cellular component (GO): nucleus; cytoplasm
Molecular function (GO): signaling receptor activity; abscisic acid binding; protein phosphatase inhibitor activity
Source: RefSeq, a predicted model, not a curated record